Penicillium subrubescens is the source of this 1284-nucleotide messenger RNA. Its product is annotated as transcription factor SPN1. The transcript is spliced from 4 exons. The record is from RefSeq and is a predicted model, not a curated record. Gene Ontology annotation, cellular component: nucleus. Gene Ontology annotation, biological process: poly(A)+ mRNA export from nucleus. Bases 1 to 1284 code for a protein of 427 amino acids. NCBI's taxonomy places the organism in Eukaryota, Fungi, Ascomycota, Eurotiomycetes, Eurotiales, Aspergillaceae.
AUGUCUGCUUCACCCGAACACCAGGCCGGUUCGGCUGCGGCCUCCCCGGAGCCCGAAAAAGUCGCGACCCCAAUUGCCGCCGACGAUGACGAGGCCGAGCAGCCUGCAGACCCCAUCGCUGAAGCCGGCGAUAAUGAUGAUGACGAUAACGAAGGUGGCAUCUCCGAUGACGAGUCGAUUCUGUCUGAGGUCGAUGAGGCGCAGUUUGAGGACUUCAACCCCGAGAACGUUGAUGUCGAGGAUCGUCCCCAGCUGGCUAUUGAUGAAGAGAACCUGAAGCUGAUUGGUCGCCAUAAGCGCAAGCGUGCUGAUGAUGGAGAGGGUCGCUCGCGCCGCAAGGAGGGUCGCCGUGAGAAGAAGAGCCGUCGCGCGCAGGAUGAGGAUGAGGGCGAGGAUGGAUCUCGUCGCAAGGAGCGCAAGAAGAAGGAGGCCUCGCCUGACACGGAUGAGGAGACUCUAGAUCCCGAGACUCGUCGUCGCCGUGCUCUUGAUCGUGCUAUGGAUGAGGCGAUCCGAAAGCCUGGAAAGAGGCGCUCUCGCAAGCAAGACGGCAUUGACCUUGAAGCUAUGGCCGAUGCUGAAAUUGAAGACAUGCGAAAGCGCAUGACCCACGCCGCACAGAUGGACGCCAUUAGUCGUCAAGAGGGCAAGCCCGCUAUGCACAAGCUCAAGCUUCUUCCCGAGGUUAUCAUGCUCCUCAACCGCAACCAGUACAUCAACAGUUUGGUUGACCCCGAGAUUAACCUUCUCGAGGCCGUCCGAUUCUUCCUCGAGCCCUUGGACGAUGGCUCUAUGCCUGCAUACAAUAUCCAGCGUGACCUGUUAACCGCCCUCGCCAAGCUCCCCAUCCAGAAAGAUGCUCUGAUAGCCAGCGGAAUUGGCAAGGUCGUUGUGUUCUAUACCAAAAGCAAGCGUACCGAGCGACGCAUCAAGGAUAUGGCUGAGAAGCUGCUGGCUGAGUGGACACGGCCAAUUCUCCAGCGCAGCGAUGAUUACUCGAAGCGCGUUUUCCAGCAGGCUGACUUUGAUCCUACCAAGAUCAUCAAGCGCACCCAGACUCCCGCCGAGAUUGUUGCUGCUGAAGCUCGGGCUCGCGAGAAGCUUCCUCCGCGUCUUGCCAAUCGUGCCCGUGUCGACCGCACCAAUGUCACCUACACCAUUGUGCCACGACAGACUGCAGUUCAAGAGAGCAAGUUUGCGCGACCGCUUGGCAGCAGCGGCGAGGACCGAUUCCGCAAGAUGCAAGCCCGUAACAAUGCGGCGCAGAAGGGUUCUCGUCGGUAA